Amaranthus tricolor (Joseph's coat) is the source of this 1401-nucleotide messenger RNA. RefSeq lists its product as uncharacterized. NCBI's taxonomy places the organism in Eukaryota, Viridiplantae, Streptophyta, Magnoliopsida, Caryophyllales, Amaranthaceae. The transcript has 2 exons. The coding region runs from base 1 to 1401 and encodes 466 amino acids. The record is from RefSeq and is a predicted model, not a curated record. Gene Ontology annotation, molecular function: nucleic acid binding.
AUGUCAUUAAACAGUAAAGGGAAGCUAGCAUACGGGUUCAUCAAUGAAAUUGCCAAGAAGUACGAUGUGCAUAGGAGGACAAUCGGAAGGAUAUGGAGACAGAUUCGAGAUCAAAAAAAUAAUCAAGUUCCAAUUAAUGUCAACAACAAGAAGAAAGGCAGCAAAGGAAGGCCAUCCAUCCCCUUUGAUGAAAACAAAUUAAAAUCAAUUGAAAAAGUGAAGAAGACAACUUUAAGAGCACUGUCAAGGGCCAUAGGAGUUAGCCAAACCACAAUCUACAGAUGGAAAACAAAAAAGUACUUUCGAAAGCACACCAACGCCAUCAAACCGUUACUUACAGACAAAAAUAAACUCAACAGGUUGAUUUUUUGUCUUAGUAGUUGCAUUUUAGAUGAGCAAACAAGCAACUUCACAUUUAAUGAUAUGUCAAAUGUAGUGCACAUGGAUGAAAAGUUGUUUUAUAUUACAAGGACACAACAAACAUUUUAUCUAACUCAAGAUGAAAUAGAGCCACAUAGAGAAAUCCAAUCUAAAAGAUUUGUCCCCAAGAUCAUGUUUAUGUGUGCCGUUGCAAGACCAAUCUUUUCUAGUGAAGGUGAGAUGAUUUUUGAUGGAAAGAUAGGCAUAUUUCCUUUUACACAUGAAGUGGCAGCACAAAGGACAAUUAGAAGUAAAUGGCCACCACAUUUAAGCAAAACAAUUUUCAUUCAACAGGACAAUGCUAAACCACACAUUUUAGAUGAUGAUGAAGUGUUUAGAGAGGUGGCCACACUUGAUGGAUUUAGCUUCCACUUAGUGCAACAACCUCCUAACUCACCAGAUAUGAAUGAGUUUGACUUAGGGUUCUUUAGGUCAAUACAAUCGUUACAACAUCAAAAAUCAGCAUACAACUAUGCACAAUUAGUAAACGUAGUGACUAUAGCAUUUGACAAUCUGAAACCAAAUGCACUGAAAAAUGUAUGGAUCACACUACAAGCAUGUAAAAUUGAGGUUAUUAAGAAACUAGGUGGUAUGGAUUAUGACAUUCCACACAUGAGCAAAUCAAAACUUGAAAGGGAAAGGAGACUCCCACAUUGUUUGGGGGUACAACAGGAAACCAUUUACGAGGUAGUAAGAUGUCUGGACACAAAGGUGGAUGAAACUACAUCUGAGGUUAUUUUAUUUUACUUGGGGAUCAAAGACGAAGCCGUUUUCCAUCAACAUCAUUUAACAACGGCAACCACAGAAGCAGCAGCAGAUAUUUCAACAACAAAUGAAGCAAUAGCACCAACAAAAGAAACAACAGUACCAACACCAAUUCCAUGUACAUUAACAGAAGCAGCAACAGAUAUUCCAGCAACAAAUGAAGCAACAACACCAACAAAAGAAACAAGUACAUUAACAGAAGCAGCACCAGCAUGA